Molecule: messenger RNA, 2031 nt
Organism: Aureococcus anophagefferens
Lineage: Eukaryota; Pelagophyceae; Pelagomonadales; Pelagomonadaceae
Exons: 3
Coding region: 24-1598 (524 amino acids)
Biological process (GO): conversion of seryl-tRNAsec to selenocys-tRNAsec; selenocysteine incorporation
Molecular function (GO): tRNA binding; O-phosphoseryl-tRNA(Sec) selenium transferase activity
Source: RefSeq, a predicted model, not a curated record
GCAAACCCAUCUCGAGCGGCGCGAUGGAGAAGGAGUUCUACGCCGCGGCGGCGCAGCUCGUGGACGCGCACAUCGUCGCGCAGGCGCAGCAGGUGGCGUCGAGCAACGCGGCGCCGGCGCGGCGCCUCGUGGAGAGCAAGAAGCUCCCCGAGGCCGGCUGGCGCGAGGAGGACAUCGAGGCGCUGCUGCGCAACUGCGCGGCCAUGGACUCGAACAAUUUUGGGAACAACGUCGGCGUCGGCGAGCGCGAGGCGCGCGUGAUCAGCCCGCUCGUGCGGCGGCGCCACUUUGGGCUCGCGCACGGCGUCGGCCGGAGCGGCGACAUCGCCGCGGUGCAGCCCAAGGCCGCCGGGUCGAGCCUGCUCGCGAAGCUCAGCAACCACCUCGCGCUCGACGCGCUCAGGGAGGCGGGCAACACGGAGUUCACGGCCGCGCUCGUGCUGCCCUGCGCGACGGGCCUCUCGCUCGCGCUCUGCCUCCUCUCCGUGCGGAACCGUCCCGGCAACGCGUCGAAGAAGAAGGUGCUCUGGUGCCGCAUCGACCAGAAGAGCUGCUUCAAGGGCAUCCUGCUCGCGGGCCUCGAGCCCGUCGUCGUGAGCCCGACGCGCGACCGCGGCGUCGGCGGGCUCGGCGACGAGCUCCUCACGGACCUCCCCGCCCUCGAGGCGCGGCUCGACGCGCUGGGCGACGACGUGCUCGCGGUCGUGACGACGACGAGCUGCUUCGCGCCGCGCGCGCCGGGGCAGGAAACGAGUGAUUCAAGUUCGCUUCAACAUGAGCGCGCGCCCGACGACGUCGCGGCCGUCGCGCGGCUCUGCGCGGCCCGCGAGGUCGCCCACGUCGUCAACAACGCCUACGGCGUCCAGUGCGCGCGGAGCUCCGCGACGCUGAGCCGCGCGUGCCGCGUCGGCCGCGUGGACCUCGUCGUCCAGUCGACGGACAAGAACUUCCUCGUGCCCGUCGGCGGCGCCGUCGUCGCGUCGCCCGACGCGGCUCUGGUCGCGGAGGUCGGCCGGGGCUACCCGGGCCGCGCGUCGGCGACGCCGUCCCAGGACCUGCUCGUGACGCUCCUGGGGCUCGGCCGGCGAGGGUGGCGCGAUUUGCUCGACGGCCGCGAGGCGCUGCUGGACGCUUUCGGGGCCAAGCUCCGCGCGCUCGCGGCGAAGCACGGCGAGCGCGUGCUGGAGACGCCCCACAACCGCAUCUCCUUCGGCGUCACGCUCGAGCGCCUCGCGGCCGCGGCCGCGGAGCUCCAGCGCGCCGAGGGCGCGGACGACGCGGCCGCGGCGCGCCGGCUCGCCAACGACAAGGUCACCAAGUUCGGCUCCAUGCUCUUCACGCGCUGCGUCUCCGGCACGCGCGUCGUCGCGCCGGGCAAGACCCAGGUCAUCGGGCCCGAGACGUUCCGCGGCUUCGGCGCGUCCGCGGACGACUACCCCGUGCCCUACUUCACCGUGGCCGUCGCGCUCGGCGUCGCGCCCGAGGAGCUCGACGACUUCCUCGGCCGCCUCGACAAGACGUUCCUCCACUUCCACAAGCAGAUCGGCAAGGGCAUGCAGACCGCGCGGCAGGACGCCGCGGCGCCGACGUGCGCGUGAGUGGGGUUUUUAGUCCCCGGCGAGCGUCGCGCGCAUCCGGAUUUCGGGGAGCGUGCCGAAGAGCAGGCCGCCGUCCUCGACGACGACGCCGUAGCCGGCGACGUUCAGGCACGUCGUCGCGAAGACGACGGUGCCCAACAGAGCGACCGCGCCGUCGAGGGCGCCGUAGAGCGCGGUCUCCGCCCUUUGCAUGCCGUCGUCGGCCCGCGCGGUUUCCGCUUGUUUCAUGCCGUCGUCGGGCCGCGGCAUCGCCCGCGAGCACGCGGCCAGUCGCCGCUCCGCGUACUCGAUGUGCGAGAAGGGCGCCUCCUCGACGUCCGGCAGCGAGCAGACGGCCCACAGCCCCCAGACCGCGUGCGCCAGCGGCAGCGCCGCGGCGAUUUCCGCCUCGACGGCCGCCGCGCCCGCCCCCGUCGCGGCGCAGUACGCCUCG